AUGGUUUCCACGUGCGAAACAUCCCCUCAAACCACCAACGGUGAAAGUGAGCCCAAAAAACAGGAGAUUCUGGAUCUCGACGACGAAGGGGAGAACGAGGGUCUGCUUAUUGACGAAGACGAACCAACCACCUCUAAUGACGGUCAGGACAUCGUCGAAAAGCCCGAGUUGAUUGCAAAUGGAAAGCAUACAGAUUCCCAUGACGAAGAAAACGGGAACGAUGCUGUAGAAAGUAUCGGAGAAGCGCCCACGAACGGUGUCAAGCGGAAAUUUUCGGACGAUGAUGAUGUGUUGGUGUUGUCGGAUAGUGAGGAAGCCAGCCAGAAGCCGCCUGCAAAGCAGCCGAAAGUGGGCGAAGAUGUGAAGUCUCAAGCUAGCCCGGUGCCCGAUGAUCCAACAACCGCCGAGGCUGCUUCAAAAGACGGUAGCCCAGCGCCCAAGCUCGAAAGUGCCGCCGACGAAAAACCGAAAACGGAGCCGCAAUUGACGAGCAGCGAGGCAUUAUUAAAUCGUAUCGUCGAAUAUGUUGAUGAGGCUCUUGACAAGAACGUCAAUACGUCUCGUAAAGUACUCGACGCCCUGCUCGGUGCUAUCAACGUGCAAGUACAGCGCGAGCCGCUAAGUGUUCGCAAGCUGAUUCUUGACAAGCAGCUGGUGCUACCGAAUACUAUUUCCGAGCCGCCGAGUCAGGUGGUCGACUUGGUCAUUGAGCAUGAUCCAGACAACCCGCUCUCCAAGGUGGUGACCAAGAUGUUUGGUGAGGAGCGACCCAAGUACAAUGACACGGAGAAGAAAGAACGGGCUUUGCUCAAGCAAAAUUUCGCCGCCCCGCACAUGACGCGCUUACUCGUCGACAUCGGCCACGAUUUGAUUCAAGAAUCUACUUACUUCGACAUUGUUCAUGCAAGAAAUCUGCCCGAGGCGCCCAAAAAUAUGGAAACUUACAAGCAGGUUGCCGCCCAGCUCAAGCCCGUCUGGGAGACAUUGAAGAAGAGGAACGAGCCCUACAAGUUGAAGCAGAUGACCUGUCAGGUUUGCCAGUUCAAGUCGGAGUCGCGGCUGGUGAUGCUCAAGCACCGUUCUCAGCUCCACCACGACGGCCGAAAGUUCCAAUGCGCGUUUUGCACGGAGGUUGACACCAAUGAGAACCGGAUGAUGAAGCAUUAUUUGGAAGCUCACGAAAUCGUGGCCGCCAAGCAGGAGCAGCCACUGCGCAAUCCGUGCUUCAUCUGCGAUGAGGACUUCCAGUACAAGGGCCAGCGAGACCAGCACAUGCGAUCGGUGUGCAAGCGUGACUUUGCCAAGGUGCGUUACGUAAUGGCCCCGAAGAACAAGGAAGAUGUGUCUGCCGUCAGCACUUGGAUGUGGGAGAAGCCCCCGGUUGAUCCGACCAUCCUGGCCCAACAGCAGCAGAAUCAACGGGAGCAUCAAGCCAAGCAACGAGCCCAAGCCCAAGCACAGCUGCUUGCCCAACAACAGGCGCAGGCCGCCGCCAGGAAGGCGAUGAUGGCCCAGCAACAACGCGAGCAAUUGGCCGCCGCCCAGCAGCGCCUCCGCAUCCAACAGCAGCAACAGCAAAAUGCCGCCGCCGCUUCGUCGUUGCGUACUCCGCAGAACGCAAAUCUUUUGCAAGCCAUGCAACGCCAUCUCAGCCAGAUGGCCAAUCAAGGCUCGAAGGGCCGCGGUUCGAUGUCAGCCCACGCUUUCGCCACCCAGCAACAGCAGCUCGCGCAGGCCAAGCUGAAUAGCCUCAAAAGCCAAAUGCAGUCAACCCAGAAGAAAGAUAUUGCGGCUGUGUUGAAUGCAGCGCUGCGCCAGAAUACGCUUGGAACGGGUUCUCCUGCGGCCGGUACAUCGGCGGCAUCGUCAAGCAGUCAAUUCAUCUGCGAGAUCUGCGAUUCGCCGAUCCCGGAUCGUGAGCGCUACCUGACCCAUCUCCAAGUAUUCCACAAGCAGAUGAAGGGCAAGGCUGUCGCUGAUAUGCAACAGGGUGCCCCGUUGGCUUGCAGUCGUUGUCGGGAUCGUUUCUGGACCUACGAGGGUCUCGAACGGCAUCUCGUCAUGGCUCACGGCUUGGUCACGGCCGACCUGUUGCACAAGGCGCAGAAUCGUGAGGAUGGCGGUCGAUGCAAGCUGUGCAGCAAGCAAUACGCCUUCAACAUGCUGCAACAUCUCGUCACUGACCAUCACGUGAAACUGUGCUCGGCCGAGAUUAUGUACUCGUGCGACGUGUGCUCCUUCAAAUGCACCUCCUACAACAAGUUGGAAGAGCAUCUCACCAAGAUGCACCCAAAGACUGCCGAAAAUGAUGCCUCCAAACAAACCAACGGUGCUGCUGCUCCGGCUGCCGGUGAUGCCGAUGUUGUCACGUUGGAC
This is a messenger RNA of Mesorhabditis spiculigera, 2376 nucleotides long. The record is from the annotation of a GenBank genome assembly. Lineage: Eukaryota; Metazoa; Nematoda; Chromadorea; Rhabditida; Rhabditidae.